CAUGUCUUUUGCCCAUCUCUUCACUGGAUUAUUUGUUUUUCGGGGAAUUGUCCUUCUUCUUAAAGCAGAUCUCAGGGUAGAGGGUGAGGGGAAGGACUGGGGGUGCAGAGCAGGAGAGGGGCUCUCUGCCAGGAAGCAAGGCACACUUUUAGUUCCAAGUGGCCUGGUGGCUGUUCAUCGUCCAACUUAAUGAACAUUUCAGUCACCCAGAGCUCUAGAUCCUCAUUGUGGACAUCAUUUGUUUAGGCUCUGGGGACUCCUUUGCUGUUCCAACAGCUACAGCCACAUUGCCUCUCAUCUGAGAGGUGGCGUGCAGCAUUGCCAAGGACGGUGAGCCACAGCCAAAGCACCACUGGACAGCUUGUGUCAGUCCUACCCUUUGCUGCUCAUCCUCUAAAGAAAGCCAUGUCUUUGCUAGCGUCCAUCGUCAGCAGCAACUGCCAAGAACUGUGAAGAACCUGAAAUUUUAUCCUAGUUGAAAGCCGACAGUCAGCCCGGUUUGCUGGACGCCGGCAGAAGACAUGGUAAUCUGGGGAGCCUGUGCCAACCGGUUUAUAGUGCUUCAGCUCGGAAUUUUGCCACGAGGAGGGGAGCCGGCUUGGAAGGAGAACAGCUGGCCUUCAGGGAAGCUGGCAUGCAGCUUGGCUUGGCUUUCCCUGACCAUUCCCUGCUGCAUUUCCACCUUUGCUGGUUGUGCUUCUGGAGCCUGGGUCGGAAAAAACAGCUCCGACCUAUCCUAUAUUCCUUUGAGGACCAGCCUGCCACCACCAUUCAGAAAUUAUAAAUACGAUAAACUAAAGAUUGUCCAUCAAGCACAUAAAUCAAAGACGAAUGAGCUUGUGUUGAGUUUGGAAGAUGACGACAGACUCAUGCUGAAGGAAGACAGCACGCUGCGAGCCGCUGGAAUCGCUCAUGAAACUGAAAUUGCAUUCUUCUGUGAAGAAGAUUAUAAGAACUACAAAGCUAAUCCCAUUUCAUCCUGGUGAAAACCCUUUGGGGGCUCCCUUUUUGCAUACCUGUCUUAAGCUCUUUAUCCCACUAGUGAGUUUUUUUUUUUUUGAAAUUGAUAAAUAAACCUAAAAAAUUAA
This is a messenger RNA of Felis catus (domestic cat), 1088 nucleotides long. It is a transcript of the gene CC1H2orf76, whose product is annotated as chromosome C1 C2orf76 homolog. The transcript has 7 exons. The coding region runs from base 522 to 986 and encodes 154 amino acids. The record is from RefSeq and is a predicted model, not a curated record. NCBI's taxonomy places the organism in Eukaryota, Metazoa, Chordata, Mammalia, Carnivora, Felidae.